Molecule: messenger RNA, 1439 nt
Organism: Camelina sativa (false flax)
Lineage: Eukaryota; Viridiplantae; Streptophyta; Magnoliopsida; Brassicales; Brassicaceae
Product: indole glucosinolate O-methyltransferase 1-like
Molecular function (GO): O-methyltransferase activity; protein dimerization activity
Source: RefSeq, a predicted model, not a curated record
AUGGACCGGCCGGCAUAGUUUUAGCUAUAAAAGUAGAAACAAAAGAUCCAUCAACGAAACCAAAACACACACAGUCUCUCCUUCUUUCCUCGCUUCUGAUCAGUGUGAUCACGCAGAGUGCCUUGAAGAAAACAAAAACCAAAAAAAAAAACACAAAGAAGGAGAAAUGGGAUACCCUUUUGAAAAAACCUUAACCUCUAACCCUAAAACCCCAAUUGAUAUUGAUGAUGAUAAUGAGUUGGGUUUGAUGGCCAUUAGACUUGCCAAUGCUGCCGCCUUUCCGAUGGUCCUCAAAGCUGCCCUCGAGCUCGGUGUCUUGGACACUCUCUACACGGAAGCCGCUCGCACCGACUCGUUCCUCUCACCGUCUGAGAUAGCGAGUAAGCUACCAACUACACCUCGUAACCCUGAGGCACCGUUUCUGUUGGACCGCAUGCUUCGCUUACUCGCUAGCUAUUCCAUGGUCAAGUGCAGUAAGGUUUUAGAAGGAAAGGGCGAGAGGGUCUACAAAGCCGAGCCAAUUUGCAGGUUCUUCUUGAAGGACAACUAUCAAGAUAUGGGAUCCCUUGCUUCUCAAGUCAUUGUCAAUUUUGACAGCGUCUUCCUCAAUACUUGGGCAAAACUGAAAGAUGUGGUGCUAGAAGGAGGAGAUGCGUUUGGCCGCGCACAUGGUGGCAUGAAACUCUUCGACUAUAUGGGCACGGAUGAAAGAUUUAGCAAACUCUUUAACCAAACCGGAUUUACCAUCGCGGUCAUGAAGAAGGCUCUUGAAGUCUAUGAAGGCUUCAAAGGUGUGAAUGUUUUGGUUGAUGUGGGAGGAGGAGUUGGUAACACUCUUGGUGUUGUUACUUCAAAGUAUCCCAAUAUUAAGGGUAUCAAUUUUGAUCUAACUUGUGCCUUGGCACAAGCACCUUAUAUCCCUGGAGUGGAACAUGUUGCCGGAGAUAUGUUUGUAGAUGUUCCAACCGGUGAUGCCAUGAUCUUGAAACGUAUACUUCAUGAUUGGACCGACGAAGACUGCAUCAAGAUUCUUAAGAAUUGUUGGAAAUCACUACCGGAGAACGGUAAAGUUGUUGUCAUUGAGUUAGUCACUCCUGAUGAUGUGGAGAAUGGAGACAUCAACGCAAACAUUGCCUUUGACAUGGACAUGUUGAUGUUCACCCAAUGUCCCGGCGGAAAAGAGAGAUCACGAGCUGAGUUUGAAGCUUUGGCAGCAGCUUCCGGCUUCAACCAUUCCAAGUUCGUUUGCCAAGCUUAUCACUGCUGGAUCAUUGAGUUUUGUAAAUAAAAUGUGUAAAAUACAAAACUAAAUCGUCGUUACUUUUUGUUUUUCCUUUCGGUUUUGGUGAUAUUUGAAUUAUCUUUGUUAUUUCUUAUUUAUCAUCUUUGUUUGAAAUGGUCAUGCAUGUCUUUCGUCUUUAAGCAAUGAAAUAAUAAUA